This is a messenger RNA of Meira miltonrushii, 705 nucleotides long. RefSeq lists its product as uncharacterized. The transcript has a single exon. Bases 1 to 705 code for a protein of 234 amino acids. The record is from RefSeq and is a predicted model, not a curated record. Lineage: Eukaryota; Fungi; Basidiomycota; Exobasidiomycetes; Exobasidiales; Brachybasidiaceae.
AUGAUACUUGAUUUUGAGAACAUACAACAAAUCCCCUAUUCCAAACCUUUUCACACUUCCACAAUUAUGCAAUUCAUCAUUUUCCCUCUCGUUGCUAUUGCAACCCUUUUUGGCAUUGCGCAUGCUGGACCUGUCAAUUUGGAACAACGUUCAAGUGGUCUUUCUUGCGGACCAGUGAUUCUCAGUACGGAUGAAUUAGGUUAUGGUGAUUCAUGCGGUGAUCGACAAUUCACUAUCGGCGUAAAAGAUACUGAAGAAGGACAAACACAAGUUGUACCAUUAGAAGAUACGGCUGUGCCUUUACAUGUGAAAAUUCGUUAUUGCAAUUCCACUUACCUUGGUAUUUCUGGCGAUACAGAUGGAGCUGCAUUUAGACAAGAUUAUGGUUAUGUAUCUUUUGGUAAGGUGUUUUUAGGAAGUAGUGAUGAAGGUUUAUGUGUACAACGUCAUGAAACUUUACCAUCUUCUAAUCCAACUGCAAAGACGCAUAUCACUGUUCAAGAUUGCUCAACCGUUGAUGAUGCAACGCAAGCAAGACAAUUUUGGUAUUUUCAAACAAAGUAUAAUACCGCAAAUCCAAUCGUAAAGUCAAACGGAAUGUUUGAUCCACUUGACAUGAUCUUUUCGAAUUCCACCCCGCCUGCACUUCUUGCUACUAGGACCAAUCCAAAUCCAAACGCAGGAAACAAUGCCAUUGUCCUCUAA